Messenger RNA from Thamnophis sirtalis, 893 nucleotides. The record is from RefSeq and is a predicted model, not a curated record. Lineage: Eukaryota; Metazoa; Chordata; Lepidosauria; Squamata; Natricidae.
AGUUCUGCGUUUCACCAUGCUACCCUUGAAAUUCCUUUAUGGCAUUAAGAUUAAAGUGCAGGGAGCCACAAACUUAAAUCUGAAAGGGCCUUAUGUCAUCAUCUCUAAUCUGCAGUGCUCCAUGGACUUGCUGGGGAUUUUUCAAAUCUUGCCCAAGCAAUGUACCCUUUUCAUCAAGAAAGAAGUCCUGUAUAUGCUUACCGUUGGUGCUGUCCUGUGGCUAUGUGGUUUCAUUUUCAUUGACCAUAAAAAGGAAGCAGAAGCAGUUGAGAUAAUGUCAGCAACUGGAGACACCAUGCUCCGGGACCAUGUGAGUAGGGGAGGACAGCAAUACAUAGCCACUGCAUUGCUUCCUGUAUUCAUGGAAUCAUAGAGUUGGAAGGGACCUUGGAGGCCUUCUAUCUAGUCCAACUCUCUACCCAAGGCAGGAGUCCUGAUACCUGGGGAAACUAUUGGUUCUUCUAACAGCCCAAAGAUAACCUUCCCCAAGAAGAUGCGCAACGGAUAUUACACAGUGCAUUACAUAUUGUGUGAUAUUCGCUGAAUAUGAAUUAGCACAGAGAAACAUUGUGUUAGGUGCUAUUUGGAUACUACUGGCUGUGCCGUGUAAGUAGGAAUCACAAUUACUGGAUGAAACUAGACUCUCGUGACUAAUAAACAUUCAAUUUUAUGGAAAGUUUACUUAUGGAAUAAGGCACUUUUGCAUAACGAUGCAGUAAAACUAACAUCCUAAAUGCAGUUAAGUGGAAACAUCCACUCUUCUAUCAGCACAAAAUAUAAUAUAUGUUGAUGGAAGAUAAGAAUUGGACAAAGUAAAAAGAAUAACAUGGAGAAGCAUGAAUGUUAAUCCUAUUGCUUAUUUCCAAUACCUGUGUGUUUCUCUGUGCUAAUUG